Lathyrus sativus (Indian pea) is the source of this 585-nucleotide messenger RNA. Lineage: Eukaryota; Viridiplantae; Streptophyta; Magnoliopsida; Fabales; Fabaceae. The record is from the annotation of a GenBank genome assembly.
AUGGAACUUCAUUUGAGUCUAGCUCUCUCAAAUUCUCAUGCUCACAACGUUGCUAGCAAGACUCACUUCCCUAAUAACAAACCUAGUUUUCCUCAACUCUUGGAACAUGCAGAAGAAACGUCUAGUAACACCAACGGAUCAGAUGUUAUGUUUCCCACUCUUUCUCUCCUCCCGUUAACUCCUGGCCACUCAGAUCAUCAUGAUCAUGAACUCUCCUGUCAGAGUUCAACUUCCACCAUCACCAAGAGAGGUGAGGAUGAUGAAGAAGCUCACGUGGGUUGGCCUCCGGUUUAUCAUAGAAGGAAGAAACUUCGUUAUAACGAGGAUCACAUGAUGUCAAGAAAUUACGUGAAAGUGAAGAUGGAGGGUGUAGGAAUAGCUCGAAAAGUUAAUCUUAGCACGCACCAUUCAUUUCACACUCUCAACCAAACAUUGUUGGACAUGUUUGGAAAAAGUGAUAAUGAUCAACAGUAUGAACUGGUUUAUCAAGACAAAGAAGGUGACUGGCUUCUUGCUCAAGAUGUUUCAUGGAGAAGUUUCAUUGAUUGUGCCCAACGCCUCAAAUUGCUCAAGAGCAGAGGAUAA